GUACAUUAUUAAUGCGCGUACACGUCAACGGACAGGAAAACCGAGACAAUGUAGUCUCUCCCUUAGAUGGCAUCCAACUUUUACUCAGUAACUUUGUAGAAAGAAACAACAAGAGAAAGAAAUACUAUAAGCAAUGAAUUUAAGUGUCGAGGAAAAAUUUGAAGAAGUUAAAUUAUUAAUUGACAAAAUUGCGGGGUUUAUAAAUAUACUGGGAGGUUGGCCGAUCGAGCCGACACUUAAACGUCAAAUUUUAUUUUAUACUUAUCUAGUGUACCACAUUGUUUAUCUUUCAAUGGGAUACAAUGAUUUAUUUGAAAUUAUCGGAAGUCUCGAUCUCAUUACAGGAAAUCUUACGACAACGGCCAUGCAAACAAUCGUGUUAGUUCGUAUGGUUUAUGUUAAAUUUUCAAAAAAUAUUUUUAAAAUAAUUAUGAACGUGAAAGUUGAAAUUCUCGACAAAAAUGACUACAGUCAGUCGGAAAAAGAAAUUUUUUUGGGUUAUUACUCAAUAGCCAGAAAAUAUCAUAAAGUAACCAUUGUUUUUUCUUUCAUGGGGGGUUUCAGUUGGUGUUUGUUACCUCUACAAAAUUACGUUAUUUCUUUAUUAUUGAAUAGGCCAGCUAUUUUAAUAGCGCCUUAUAGGGUAAAAAUAUUUUUUUUGAAUGCCACGUCAUUCAAAAGUAUUGUUGUGAUCUACAUUCUUGAAACGCCAUUGCCAUUACCCCCGAUUUGCUAUGUCGCUAUAGUUAAUUUGCAAGUUGUACUUGUAAUUUAUAUUUGCGCUCACAUGGCGAUACUUUCACGGAGAAUAAGUCAUUUUCGUCUUGAAAAUAAAUCAUCUUACCGUAAAUUUUCUCAAAUUAUCAAUGCACAUUUAGAAAUAAUCAAACUAGCAAAAAAUAUUGAAAACACUUGGACGCCAGUUUACCUUUUUGAGAUGUUAGUUUUGACUCCCAUAGUAGCCUUAGUUAUGUACUAUGGACUUUUGGCUUUUGAUGCCGGUGAAAAAGUUGCUUUUAUAUCUCUCUGUACGUAUGUCUGUGCAGCAAUGUCAUGUUUGUUCGCUAAUUGUUUGAUGGGUGAAAUGCUAAAAACUGAAUGUGAUCGACUUUUGGACGCAUAUUAUCAUUGCAAUUGGUAUGACAUGCCAAUUAGUGAUAGGGGAGUCGUGUUAACUUGCAUGACUUACACAAAAAAUCCUUUGACAAUCACGGCUGGAAAAGUUUAUACUUUUUCAUUUAAUGCGUUCGCAGGUAUUGUUAAAUCUUCUCUGGCUUACGUAUCAAUUUUAAGGACACUCUUGGUAUAAAAGUACAGUAAAUUAAAACGCCAGGGGAAUAUAAUGCACAUUUUUUAAAAAUGAAUCUUAAUUAUUUUAAUUAUUUUAUAAUUACGUUAUAUAUAUAUAUAUACAUAUAUUAGAUAGU
Messenger RNA from Microplitis mediator, 1427 nucleotides. RefSeq names its product odorant receptor 98a-like. Gene Ontology annotation, molecular function: olfactory receptor activity; odorant binding. The record is from RefSeq and is a predicted model, not a curated record. The transcript has 7 exons. Gene Ontology annotation, cellular component: plasma membrane. NCBI's taxonomy places the organism in Eukaryota, Metazoa, Arthropoda, Insecta, Hymenoptera, Braconidae. Bases 134 to 1309 code for a protein of 391 amino acids. Gene Ontology annotation, biological process: sensory perception of smell; detection of chemical stimulus involved in sensory perception of smell.